Messenger RNA from Entelurus aequoreus (snake pipefish), 960 nucleotides. RefSeq names its product SPRY domain containing 4 (gene spryd4). The transcript has 2 exons. Bases 46 to 723 code for a protein of 225 amino acids. Gene Ontology annotation, molecular function: protein binding. NCBI's taxonomy places the organism in Eukaryota, Metazoa, Chordata, Actinopteri, Syngnathiformes, Syngnathidae. The record is from RefSeq and is a predicted model, not a curated record.
CGCCAAUAAAUAAACGUAGAAGAAGAAGCACGUGAGCAGAGAAUCAUGGCGUCGUCUCGUAAUGUCGCUCGUGUUUAUCUCCUGGUGGGACGGACAGUAACUCGUACUUUGUCAACACAACACAGACAAACUACCAACUUGCCAGCGAGGAGAUUGUUCGCCACGUCGACCAAAAACAGUCUGCAGUUCCGCCUGGAUGAGAGGACGGCUCACAGCAGUUUGGACAUCUUCAAGAAAGACACUGGCGUCAUCUACCGCAUGCUGGGCCUGGACCCCAGCCACGUGCAAACCAACCCUGAACGUUUCCGAGACUGGGCAGUCGUGUUCGGCGACGGGAAAAUCAGCAGCGGGCGCCACUACUGGGAGGUGACGGUCAAAAAAUCUCAGGAGUUUCGCGUAGGCGUGGCCGAAGAGCUCAUGUCCCGUGACGACUGCGUGGGCACGAGCAGCUCCUCGUGGGUGUUCGGCUACGCCCAGCGCAAGUGGUUCACAAUGACCAACAAUAAGAUUGUUCCAGUGUCCCUGGUAGGCAAGCCCGACCGUGUGGGCAUUCUGCUGGACUUUGAGGCGGGGCUUCUGGGGCUGGUGGACCCUGAGAGACCCAGGAUCAUUCACGCAAUGAGUAGUCAAUUUAAGACGCCGCUCUGCCCAGCUUUUGGACUUUGGGAUGGGGAGCUGAUCACACACUCAGGCAUGGAUGAGCCUCAGGGCCUUAAGCGAUAGCUUCAGUGCAACUGUCCUAAAGAGCAAUAAUGUAUAAAUUCCCCAUUCAUGGCUUUGAAACCGCUCCGAUCUUCUGCAUGGUCAUUAUUAUAUAUAUUGUAUACUCGAGACUUUAUGAGUAAAAUGUAUUCACGUCUAUAUAUUAACGAGAGAACAAGAUCGCCAAGUUCAUUUUUGGUGCUACCCUUGCAAUAUUGUCAAUACUAUAUAUUGUUUAUUAAAAUGGCAUCACUAAAA